This is a messenger RNA of Plutella xylostella (diamondback moth), 6179 nucleotides long. RefSeq lists its product as uncharacterized. The record is from RefSeq and is a predicted model, not a curated record. NCBI's taxonomy places the organism in Eukaryota, Metazoa, Arthropoda, Insecta, Lepidoptera, Plutellidae.
GGUGCCAAAACGCUUAUAUUUAUAUAUCGUUAUGUAUCACAACACUAUUUUCAUUCACUCAUUAUUUUCCGUUAUUCUUUUGUUUACCACAACUGUCAAGUUGUGUUUUUGUGUUGUUGUUGAUUCGAUUUGAAUUAUCUUUCACAUUUAUUUGUUUUAAAAACGUUAACAAUGAAUUUUUUAACAUUAUUUAUAAUGAAUUAAAAUUACGUUUGCGCAUGUAUAAUGGAAACGGAUGAGCCUAAAAAUCCAGGUCUAAUUCAUACUUUGGACGAUCCCGAUUCACGUUCGGCCGUUAACUCUUUGAUAUUGGACUAUUACAAAAAGUUUGGUAGAAAAAGGGACUUGGAGCAGUAUUUCUCGCUAUCUACGGUUUCUCAGAGUGAUAUUAGAGACCCCACGAGUCUGUUUUGGAGAAGGAUGAAGGCACAGACUGACUCGUCUGACUCGUGUGAGAAGCCGAGUGAGUCCUCCACUGAACUGUGUAGAAUUUCCAUCCAGUGCUCCGUCCCUGUGGAGUCCAGCUCACAAGAUGAAAAAAGUGAUCAGAAAUGCAAGGCAGAAUCAGUUUCACCACCGAUCAUCAUUGAAGAAGUAUCUCCCAGGGACACAACACAUUCUGACAAUGAAUCCGUUAAAUCUGAAGGAAACCACUCCCAUAAGUCCGUGGACAUUACACUGGACACAUCAAUGAACAAGCCAGUAUCUCCGACCAGCAGUAUAACAUCACAAAGGAAACUGGAAUGGGACUCAUUAGCGGAUGUGGGUUAUGCAAAUGAGACUGAUAGAAAGACGUCAGGCUCAAGCUUGAGCACCCUUGAGAGGCUGGCUCUUCUACAACAAUAUUCUAAUAGUGACAAUAAAGAAAAUGUACUUGGACAACCUACAGCUCAUUCUACACUAAUUGAACCAACACACAGGUCUAAAACAAAUAAAAAAAGUUUGAUAAAAAAGACCAAAGAAGUUCACAGCAAAGGUGUUGAUAUUGUAGAACUUAAUGUCCCUCAGUCAUCCAAGACACAUCCAAUAAGUGUAAACCUAACUAGACACAUAUCUUUCAAUGUUGAAAAUGAUGGUGGAAUUUCCAUUGGAAACAUAGAUAAAGAAGUCAAAGUCACAUCUCCAGACAAACAACCACUUGAAAAAGAUGUAACACCAGAGGUAAAGAUAGAUAAAGAAAUACAAACUUCAUUACCAAAACCUAACACAGGUACAGAAAAAAGAAAGGAAUGUAUUCCAGUUCUUUUAAGCCUAAAUUCUUUAAAAAGUCGAUUGAAAAGAAGGAAGCCAAGAACUGUUAGGAAGAAAUCAAGCAAAAAAGUUUCCAGGAAGAAGAAACCGCCACUUGUACAUGAAAAAAGUGGUGAACAAGUUUCUGAAGCAGAAAGCUUUGAAUAUAUGCCAGGACACAUUUAUAAUCAGAAUCAAAUGAUGGAUGACCAUCAUAAAACCAGAAAUUCAGCAGGAAACAAGUCAAGCCUUGAAUCCAGUGGUGGUGUCACAACAGAAUCAAGUAAAACAAAUGCUUCUUUAACUAAAGAUUUAGAAAAGAAUAUCCAACUUCUAGAGAAUGUGCUUAAGCAGUACAAUAAUGACUCGAAAAUAAAGAAAAAACUGAUUAAAGAAUUAGUAAUUAAACUACUGAACUCGAAAUACAAGGGUGAUGGAAGUACAACAGAUUUUUUAUCUGGGCUAAGUUUAAGCAGCAAAUGUCUUAACUUGGCAGAAGGGAACAGCAAGAAUGCUACCACUACCAGUACUUCUGACACAAACAAUACUGGCGAAAAAACAAAGAGGCCUAAAAAAUCUAUCUUACGUAUGGAUAAGUUUAAUUCCAGCGCUAUCGCCUCAACAUCUCAAAGUGUCCCAAAUUUACCUACUGUAGGUAACAGCGAAAAUCCAAUGUUGACUAAAUAUAAAAAACAACAAUCAAUUUCACAUACAGAAUCAGAUAUUUCAAGCAAAUGUAAAGAUUCUACUGACACAGUAUUUGCUAAAACAUCUUCUGAAGAACUAUACCAGAAGUAUAUAGAGGCAUUAAAAAGAGAAGAGGCUUAUAAAAAGCAUUUGCGUGAUAAAGAAAACUUUAUGAGACAAAAACUGACUGGAUCUGAUGGUGGUCUAAAAGCCCCACUACAAACUGUAUCAGAUGCCAAACAAAAUAGAUUAAAAGAACUUAUAAAUGAUCUGGCUACAAACAAUUACGCCGAUGGUUCGGGAGAUGCUAGAAAACUAGAAGGGUAUCCCAAUAAAAAAGAUAUUGAAAAAUACAUAGACAUGAAAAAGCAAAGAAGUCACUCCGUUUUUACUCUGUCCUCCGGAAAUUCACAGAAAAAAGAAAAAGAAAAUCGGAAAAUAGAUUUAAGAAAGAGGUUACAGAAUGAAAUUGAAGCUGGAAGCUCGGGCACAAGUAAGGCUCACUACUGUUGCUGUCCACAUCAUAACAAAUGCACACAUGUUGUAGACACUACUCGUCAGGCUAAUACUUCAGGUCAAGGUUCAUGCUCAGGCAAUGAAACUCAGAUCAAAACCAUAGCUCAAGUUCAUAAUGUGGAUCAAAAAGAAAGCGAGGAAGUCUGCAAAAAUAAAUCAUCAAAAUCUUCUUCUCCACGAGGAGAUAAAAUAGAGAUUAAACCAGGACAGACAAAUAUUUGCAUUAAAUCAUCAAGUUCAUCCCACAUUUGUGACCAUCCAGGGUCGUCUUGUGAGAGUGGCAAGAAAUUUUACAAAACUGGCCAAUUUAAAGUAGAGGACAAUAAUAGCUCUAAAAAGUCUCCAAGGGCGACAAGUAGCGAAUGUGAUGAUUCAUGUUCGUCUCGGAAAAAGCCUUACGACUCACAAAAGAAAAAAUCUGACUGUGUAGAUAUGCCGAAACAAGUUACCCCUUCACAUAUAAUUGCAGACAAAAUUACCGGUGAAAUAAAGUAUGUGUACUGUUUAUGUACUGGAGAAUCUGUUGUCCCUAAUGAAAAUCUCUUGGUUUACAAAUGCUCGCGUUUGAUGGACAAAGGUGUACAGUUAGGCGCUACAAGAUCCGGAAUGUCCAAUGACGUUUCAGUUCAAUGUUCAGGACCAAGCAGCAAAGGUUCAACACCACGAAACGACAACAUACCCUCCACGAGCAAAGAAACAAAUGAAGCAAUCAGUAGGCAUUUACCUGAAAAAGUCACUGAUAUAAAACGUUCUUCACAGUCAUCGCAAACUAAUUUGCCGUGUCAUUUUAGCCGAAGAUUCAGUGAACGAAGCGUAGAUACUGGCACGUCGAGAGCUUUGGAACGGCGAAGGAAUAGCUCGCCUAAGAGAAAUGUAGCAUACAAUUGCUUUAAAAACCAGGAGCCUGAUAGAAAGAUUUUAAUUCUUGAGAUUACAAGGUGUAUCCAAACGGGUAUUAGCAUUGACCCUAAUAUUUCUAAUCCUUCUCUUUCCGAUAUAAAUAUUGUAAGUGAUUGCGCUGAAGUAGUCAGUAAACAGUACAGAGAAGUAUCUUUAAAGAGUGCCGAAAAUUCCAGUAUAAAAUCAAAGAUCGCAGAAAUGCAAUUGACCCAUCCUAAAGAUAUGUUUGUUGGGACCCCACAACAUACUGAAAGAAUAACAAAUGUACCUGGAUUCGUUGAAAAUGACUGUAACAUCAAUGUUGAAUCAAAUAUUGAUAUUUACGAAAAACGUUAUGAGAAAACAUCGCAAGAAGUAAACAUGGAUAGUUAUAAAAUACCUCUUCAAGGCACUAACAUGACGCUAAUGGUAAGUGUUGAAUCUAAAAAUACGAGACUACCUUUCGAUGAUGUCAAAAAAGGACCAACACUUGCAACAAAGGGCAUUGCAACGGAAGUUGUGGAAAACUUAAAUAAAUACACCUCUUUAAGAGAAGAAUGUUCUAAAGGCGUCCAAUCAGAGUACACUAAUAUAUUUGAACAAGUACAUUCUUCUACGAAAUCUGGUGAUGUAAUCAUCUCUGCUGAAAAACCUAAAGUAGUUGGUCAAAAUGACAAAAUCGAAUUGAAUACUAAAGAUGUCGCUUGCGAUUGCAAUAUAAAUGAACGAAACCAAAUAGAAAAACCCACCAAAACCUAUGAAACUAAUGAUGAUGAUAAAAAUGAGCAUGUUUUCGCAAAACCGAGAGAAAAAUCUGGCUCUUAUCCAUGUAAUAAAAGAAGUCUAUUUAUUAAAAGAAAUACAGACCCUACUCUCAUUGAUAAAGCUAUUAACGUAGAUGCAAAUGAUAGUGAUAGUCGUGCAGUUGCUACAAGAGAUCUUAAAGACUCAGAAAAACAGACAGAGAUUUUAUCGAAUGCACAAGAUGAACGGUCAAAUUAUGGCAGUGGUACCUAUCCAGCCACUAAUAAGAAAAUCAUUUUGAGAACUAAUACAAAUCCAUAUUUGUCCAGUGGUGAGCAAGAAAAUAUGGAUAUUGAGGCACAAAUAAAAUCUGAAAGUUAUCAAGCCAACUAUAAAGAUCGCGCAUCCAACUAUGUGGAAAUCCAAACUAAAGAUUUCGGUACCUCAUGUAAUACUGGUGAUGUAAGCAUAUCUCGCUCUCCUAAUAAUAAUCCAAAAUCUGCGACUUACCCUACUGCUAAUAAGAAGAUAUUUACAAAGAGAAAUACAGACCCGGCGAUAUUAGAUGAUCCUAAUAACCAGGAUAACUUAAAAUCGAUGACACAGAGAAUCGAUGUUACUGAAAAAUUUAAACCAACAAGUUCUAUAACAAGCAGAUCGCAAAGUGAGACAGAUCAACAAACAACUGAUUACGAUAGUAGUGACCCUGUACUGCAAGUUAUUAAAGACAUAACGAGACGUUAUUCCAAAAGUGAUAUAGGAAAGGGAAAGGAUAAGAAAUGCUACAAAGAAAUCAUGACUUUGCUGAAGUGCCUCUUAGACACUGAAGACGCGACUGAUACUAGAUCAUCGAGUGAUGCUACACCUAGAGAAAGGAAUCAAAAACGCUCACCUUUAAAAGAACAUAAGAAGACAGUUGAUGUAGGAACUAGCUCGCCAGUCAAGAGAAGAGAUAAGAAAUCAGACAAAAAGCACAAAUCUAGCAACAAAACGUCAGGCUCAACAGAAUCUACAGAUUUUCCAGGAACUACCGAGCGAGAGAGCUCCGACGCUGCCGCUUGCCACGUCCUCAACAAAAUAAAGAAAGAAUGCGAAAAGUAUCACCAGAAUCGCUGCAAGCCUUGUCAUCACCACAAAGAGUCUAGCAGUACGUCUGUUAACUGCGAAGCUUGCAAGAAAAUGCACCACUGCGCUUGUCGAAAUAGAUGUAAAGGGUCAAGGGUGAAAGCAUUUGAAAAGAUUAAGAAGAAGUGUGUUGCGUACAACUUGAUUCUACAGACAUCUGACAGUAUGAUCCCUGAAGAAGAACCCUGUAAUGUCCACAAGCAUCCGUUGCAAAAUGUGGUUGUUAAAGUGCCUCCGAAACGUCCUAAUUUUGGCGAUAAUGUGCAGUUUAAAGUCACUGACGAAUCACCUCGUUCAAGAUUUGUUCCGAACACUGACUAUCAUCGUCCAGGGCGUAUUCCUAAUGAGAGUGAGAUAUCGAGCACUGAUGAUUACAAACGGGAGCUCCAGGCCCUGACGGUCAGGGAUUACUUGGAAAGGAACCGACCUGACUUCAUUGAAAAUACUUCGGAUCGUCAGAAUGCGCUGAGAGUGAUCAGCGAGACUCGAUCCCGCGAGCGCGACGCGACGCGGCGGCUGCUGUCGCUGCAGCUGCAGCGCGCGCCGCUGAGCGCCGUCAGCGCGACGCACGUCACGCAGCUCGCUAGGGAGCUCGGCAUCGAGUUGAGGAGACGCAAGUUGGCGCCAAAAUUUAUCAGUGAACGCGAAAUGAAGAAACACUCUGAGAAAAUUUACAAGUCUCUGCCCGAGGUGGUUCAGAAGAAAGAGGACUUGAGGAAGGAAAAUAUUAAGAAGACCAACUUACUGAUGGCUUCCAUGUUCAAGAAGAGUCUACAAAAGAAAACUCUUCGUGGCAGCGUCAACAUCUCUAACUACAGUGCAGUUAUUAAAAUAUGACACACCGACUAUACGAGUGCUGUGGUUAGAAGUUUUUAAAGGUGUGUACAGUGCGUUAUUUGUUGAUGUACAAAAAAUAUUUCUCGCAUUUAGUACUAGAACUUUAUUUUUAUACAAUGAUUAAUGUUGACUGACGUUUUAUAAAGUAACAAUAAAAUGAG